Fraxinus pennsylvanica is the source of this 3036-nucleotide messenger RNA. The record is from the annotation of a GenBank genome assembly. NCBI's taxonomy places the organism in Eukaryota, Viridiplantae, Streptophyta, Magnoliopsida, Lamiales, Oleaceae.
AUGAUAUCCACGAUGAGCACCAACAAAAAUGGUUUGUCUGACGGAAAAGACGAAGAUGCUGUUGAAGAUGAACACAAGGUCGGUUUCACCAGUAGUAGCAGUGGCGCUUUAGGCGGAGGAGAUGCGGGCUUGAAUCCAGGGAGGCCUUCGGAAGAAGCUAGGGUUUCUGGUGGAAGUGCGGGUAAAUCAGAGCAAGCUACGUUUUCUGAUGUUUUGAAUGAAUCUCGAGUAACCAAUGUGAAAAAUGAAGAAAAUAAAUCUGUUGAUGCGUAUAGAGUUUCGGAAAAUCAGGAUAGUUGUUCUAUUCCGACUGAUUCUUGGGACGAUAAGAAUAAGAUGCCUAUUGGUAUGGAAGCAGAUUAUGAUUCUCUUCUCUCGGGAUUUGACGAGUUUGUGGCGAAUGGAAAUGGAGAAGCCGUCGGCAAUGGGUACCAAGUUGGUGACAUGGUGUGGGGCAAAGUAAAAUCCCACCCGUGGUGGCCUGGAUUUAUACACAAUGAAGCCUUUGCUACGCCUUCUGUUCGGAGAACCAAACAUGAGGGCCAUGUGUUGGUGGCAUUUUUCGGGGAUGGUAGCUAUGGGUGGUUUGAACCAGCCGAACUAAUACCAUUUGAGAAGAACUUUGCGGAAAAAUCUCGGCAAACACUUUCACGGACAUUUUUAAAGGCAGUGGAGGAAGCUGUGGAUGAGGUAUCUCGAAGAAGGGGUUUGGGUCUUAUCUGUAGAUGUCGAAACAAGUUUAAUCUUUGGCCUACCGGUGUUGAGGGAUACUUUAUUGCAGAUGUAGCUGGUUAUGAACCUAGCGCAGUUUAUCCCGCAAGUCAGAUUGAAAAAGCACGAGGCAGUUUUCUUCCCAGGGAGAUGCUCACUUUCGUACAACAGCUAGCCUUGAAACCCUUGUCAGAUGAGUAUUGGAUGCUAGAUUUUAUCAAGAACAAGGCCACGGUUUUAGGGUUCAGAAAGGCCCUGUUUGAGGAGUAUGAUGAGACAUAUGUACAAGCCUUUGGUACUGAGUUUGUGCGCCCUGCUCGGCCCACGAAGCCACCUGUUAUGGAUUCAUCUAAAGAUCCUUUGAGUGGCCGGCUCGUCAUUGCAGAAGCUCUUGGUAAGGAGAAGAGCUCUGCAAAACCUAUUAGAAUAAAGGACCAAAUUGAGAAAGAAAGGUAUCUAUUUAAACGCCGAGACACACCAAAUGAGUUUAAGGCUAAAAAAGCAAGCUCGACGCAAGUAGGCUCCUCUAGUCAGCCUCUUUCGGAAGAUGGGUCGCAUGUUUCUGGGAUAGUUGAUUAUUCUGGCAUGUCUGAGCAUGUGCAUCAGACUCCCGAUACCAGUGUUUCUGAAGGCCUUGACCUACCUACAAGUCAUCAGUUUUCUGCUGAAGAUUUACACAAAAAGAAACUUCAGGACGUUUGCAGUGGUCCCAAGAAGCUUUUGGACAAUGGAGCUAAGAAAGCAAAGGUACGCAAGCGUCCUGCUGGGGAAAUAAGCACUGAGAAUCCAGUUCUGACAGAGAAGAAGAAGAAGAGAAAGAAUGAAAUAGGCAUUAGGGUUAACCAUGUGCAGAUACCUGGCGUUCUCGAUAACAGCGGAGCAGCACCCGUGAGAGUUUCAGGAACAUCUGCUCAAGUUUCUCUGGGUGAAAAGUCUCAGCUUCCUUCAAUGGAAACAUGGCAGGCUGUUGGGAUAGGGGAUGCAGAGUUUGAACUUGCAGUGCUACUGAAUGAUUUACAAGCUCUUGCUCUCAACCCCUUCCAUGGCGUGGAAAGGAGGAGUCCAGCUAUUAUCAAGCAGGUUUUAUCAAAAUUCCGAUCUCUCGUCUAUCAGAAGAGCUUGGCCUUGUCAGCUCCAGCAGAGAAUGAUUUAAACGAAGCUCGUGCAAGUAAAUUACCUGCUGCCAGAUCUCCAAUCAUUUCUGCAGAGAAUAUCAAAGAGGUUUCAACUGUGAAGCCUGUUAAACCUCUAGUCACGCAUGAUGAUCUAGGCAAAGUUGGAAAGAAACGUGGUCCAUCUGAUCGUCUCGAAGAAAUUGCUUCAAAGAAAAAGAAGAGAUUUGACGAUGUGAAAUCAUUAGUAGCAGAGAAGAAGGCUGCCCAGAAGGCUAUAGACAUUCAACGAGGGGAUGUAAAAGAACCAGGUGCGGAAAUUGUAUCACUAACAUCAAAAAAAGCAAUUAAAAUGGAAUCUAGCAAGAGGAUAGAGCAGCAGCCAACAAGAGCUGCUGAUCGUGCAAUGCUUGUUAUGAAGUUUCCACAAGGAGGAGCACUUCCUUCAAUUGCAGAACUGAAAGCGAAGUUUGCUCGUUUUGGUCCAUUGGAUCACUCCAGUACUCGAGUUUUCUGGAAGUCAUAUACGUGCCGUGUUGUCUACCAGUCCAAGGUUCAUGCUCAAGCUGCCUUAAAGUUUGCUGCAGGAAGUAACAAUUUAUUUGGAAAUACAAACGUGAGAUGCUAUAUCCGGGAAGGUCAAGAAUCAGAACAGGCCAAGGUUCAGAAGGACGACUCAUCAAUUGUGGCCUCCCAACAAACUAAAGAUAAUGUAGCUGAGCAAAGGGUGGCUGCUAAACUUUCUUUGCCACUGAAUCAGCAACCGCCUGCCCAGCUCAAGUCUUGUCUGAAGAAGUCCUCAGGCGAUGAAGGCGGCAGUGGUAGAAGCACCCGCGUCAAGUUCGUAUUAGGUGGGGACGAGACUCAAUUGUUGAGCGGGAAUGAGAACACCAAUAUCAUUCCUACUUUUCCCGAGGUUGCUGCUUCUACACGUUCAGUCGAUCUUAGUAGUAAGAAUUUUGCUAAGAUUAUUUCUCAUUCUGCCAAUGCCAAUCCUUUGACUUCUAAUCAGUUUCAAAAUUUGCGGAGUAAUAUGCCAUUUUCUGAGCAAGUAUCUGCAUCGUUUAAUGUCCCACCCGCUCCACACAUAUCCAUCAUCCCAAGAACAAACAAUGAUAUUGCACAACAGAUGAUUAAUCUUCUAAUCAAGUGCAAUGAUGUGGUUACCAACUUGAGGGAAACACUCGGCUAUGUGCCUUACCAUCCUCUAUAA